CAUCGAUGCGGUCAGGGAACAGACAACUACAUUCCCCAAAAUUAAAGGCGUGAUUGUCGAAAUCCCAAUCAACAGCAACAUACCCCCAGUUCAACAACCUUACCGACGCGUCCCUUUCGCUUUGGAAGAUAAGAUCGCACAAAAGCUAGGAAGUCUACUUGAUCAAGACAUCAUCGAGCGAGUACGGCAGCCGUCUGCGUGGGUUUCUCCAGUAGUACCAAUCUUAAAGGAUUCAGGAGAAAUUAGGCUGUGCGUGGACAUGAGGCGGGCAAAUCAAGCGGUUCUUCGGGAGACUCAUCCAUUGCCUCUCGUAGAGGAGCUGUUCGCAGGUAUAAAAGGUGCACAACGAUUUUCUAAACUAAACAUCAAAGAGGCCUACCAUCAGGUUGAAAUAUCUGAACGUUCCAGAGAAAUUACAACGUUUAUCACGAAGCAGGGACUAUUUCGAUACAAGAGAUUAAUGUUUGGGAUUUCAUGCGCUCCUGAACUUUUCCAAAAAGUCAUGGAAUCCAUUGUGGCAGGAUUACCGGGAGUAGUUGUAUACUUGGAUGAUUUGUUGGUUACAGGAAACAGUCAGGAAGAGCACGACGAGAGACUUAAACGUUUACUUGAUCGACUCGCAUCUUAUGGGAUCAGGCUGAACAAAGAGAAGUGUAUUUUCAACGCUACUCGCCUAGAUUUCCUGGGAUAUGAAUUAUCACCCGAAGGCAUACGCCCAAAAGAAAGCAGAAUAGCAACCAUAAAAUCUCUCCGUGAACCUCGAAACACAUCAGAACUGCGCAGUUUUUUGGGACUAGUGACCUACGUGGGUCGGUUCAUACCUAAUCUGGCUGAAAAGACAGACACUAUCAGAAGUUUACUGCGUACAGGCGAAAGAUUUGUCUGGAAGGAGAACCAUCAACGAUGUUUUGAGGAGGUCAAAAAAGCAGUAUCUGAUUCAUGCUGUUUGGGUUAUUAUAAUCCAAAGGAUCUCUGUAUAGUGAUCGCAGAUGCGAGUCCGACGGGCCUAGGAGCAGUGCUUCUGCAACAAGAUGAGUACAAACAGACACGGGUAAUUGCGUUCGCAAGCAAGACGUUGACGGAUUUAGAAAGGAAGUACAUAUUGCCAAACUGAACGUGAAGCUCUUGGUCUCGUUUGGGCAGUGGACAAAUUCCACUUAUACCUAUUGGGCGUUCGUUUCAAGCUAGUUACUGACUGCAAACCUCUAUUGUUUUUGUUCAAAGAACGCGCUAAACCUUGUGCAAGAAUUGAGAGGUGGGUGUUGCGGCUCCAGUGUUAUCGGUACGAAGUAGAAUACAGACCAGGAUCUGAAAACUUAGCCGAUGCAAUCUCAAGGCUAUCCACCUCGCCUCCGAAGGAAUUCGAUGUAGCAACCGAAGCCUGUAUAUACCAAAUAGCCUUGGCCAACGUGCCCGAUGCAAUCACUCUGCAAGAAGUGGAAAGCGAAUCUGCUAAAGAUGACGAGAUGCAAAACGUUUUUCAGAGCAUGGAUGCCGGAAUAUGGCCAGACAGUUUGAGGGAUUUCAAACCAUUCAAUACGGAGCUUUGCAAAGUCGGAAACAUGUUGCUGAGGGGCGAUAAACUGGUUAUACCUCACAGCCUCAGAUCGAAAAUUUUGAAAGUUGCACAUGAGUCACAUCCAGGAAUCGAAAUUAUGAAACGUCGGUUGCGACUGAAAGUCUGGUGGCCACACUUAGACAAGGAAGUAGAAAAAUAUGUCAAGCAGUGUAAGGCCUGUACACUAGUAUCAGCGCUUGACCCGCCUAUGCCGAUUCAUUCUACAAUAUUACCAGAUCGUGCGUGGGUGGAUUUAGCUGCAGAUUUCCUUGGUCCACUUCCAUCUGGUCAUAGUCUCCUAGUAAUCGUUGACUAUUUUAGCAGAUUCACUGAGAUCAUUGUGAUGAAGCAGACAACGGCCAGCCUGACGGUUCGAGCAUUACACGAAACAUUUUGUCGGUUCGGUUUUCCGGAAUCUCUAAAAACUGACAAUGGACCACAGUUCAUCAGUUCAGAAUUCCAACAGUUUUGCAGUCAAUUUGGAAUCGAACACAGGAAAACCACCCCAUAUUGGCCCCAAGCAAACGGGGAAGUAGAACGUAUGAACCGUACCAUAGUCAAACGCUUGAAAAUUAGUCAAGAGACGGAUGGAUCUGAUUGGCAAUGGGAUCUCAGGAUGUUUGCUCUUAUGCAAAAUUCGACACCACAUUCGACAACGGGAGUAGCACCUUCAAUCCUUAUGUUCGGACGAGUUCUGAAGGACAAAAUUCCUGGAAUGAUCAUUAAAGGAAACAAAAUCCUAGAAGAAAUCCGAGAUCGAGACGCCGAGAAAAAGCUUAAAGGAGCAGAAUAUGCAGAUGCAAAACGUUCAGCAAAUGAUAGCGGUAUUGACGUCGGGAACACAGUUGUGGCCAAACGCAUUCAAAAGGACAAUAAACUGUCUACGAACUUUCAUCCUGAUGAGCUAACAGUGAUCGGUAAGACGGGAUCGAAUGUGACAUUAAAGUCACAUGAUUCUGGGCGGGUAUUCCAUCGGAACAUUUCGCAUUUGAAAAAGCUACGUGCAGGUGAACUCGAAAUAACAUAAUGGUUUAAUGUAAACACAGAAAGCUUAAUCAAUUUAUUUUACAGGAAAUGAAGAAGCAGUCAACACCGAGGCGAGCACAGACCCGAGUUCGAAGGAUGACGGAUCGAUACAACCAACUGAAGGCUUUGCCGAGGUCCUGAGCGAAAACGUGGAACUACGACCACGCCGAGCGGUGAAGCGACUUCAAGAUCAAUCACAUUUGUUAAUAUUAAAGUAAGGGAGGAAUGUAGUAUUCUAGUAUUCCAUAUAUAUAUAAACACUAAGGUACACUAAACUAUCUGGCAACACUGGCCAACCAUAACCCGUGCGCGAGCAUGACUCGAGAAUAAACUAGUUCUUUUUAGA
Aedes albopictus (Asian tiger mosquito) is the source of this 2930-nucleotide messenger RNA. RefSeq lists its product as uncharacterized. Gene Ontology annotation, molecular function: nucleic acid binding. Gene Ontology annotation, biological process: DNA integration. The record is from RefSeq and is a predicted model, not a curated record. The transcript is spliced from 2 exons. Lineage: Eukaryota; Metazoa; Arthropoda; Insecta; Diptera; Culicidae. Bases 1467 to 2585 code for a protein of 372 amino acids.